Durio zibethinus is the source of this 1533-nucleotide messenger RNA. The record is from RefSeq and is a predicted model, not a curated record. NCBI's taxonomy places the organism in Eukaryota, Viridiplantae, Streptophyta, Magnoliopsida, Malvales, Malvaceae.
UCUAAAUAAAUAAAAGAGAAAGUCAUUAACAAUCAAGCAAAAAUAACUUCAACAGGAGCAAUAAAAUGUUGUCAAGAGUCGUUCAGAGGCUAAACCCUCGCAGUUGCUCAACCAAUCCGUCUAGUAUAUUCUCAAGAUACUUCUCAAGCGAUUGGGGAUCUACUAACUCAGCGUUUCCUGAAAGGACCGAGUUGACUCGGACACCAGUUGUGGUGGAGGGAUGUGACUAUGAACACUGGUUCGUGGUUAUGGAGGCUCCCAAGGGAUACCCACUUCGACAUGAGAUUGUCGACACCUACAUUAAGACCCUAGCAAUGGCGUUGGGAAGUGAAGAGGAAGCCAAGAAGUCUAUAUACUCUGUUUCGACCAAGUACUACUAUGCAUUUGGUUGCAAAGUUUCGGAAGAGUUGGCUUUUAAAAUUAAAUUAUUGUGUUGGUUGCUUGCAGCUCUGCCUAAUGUGAAAUGGGUUUUACCAGAUUCUUAUUCUGGCCACGGUAAUAAUAGCUAUGGAGGAGAGCCGUUUCUUGAUGGGAAGGUUGUUGCAUAUGAUGACAAGUAUCAUUCUGACUGGAUUCGGAUUCAAAAUGAUGAUGAAAGUAAAGGAGCAACUCAUCCAAAAGAAGCAAAAGGAAAACAAAAGAAACAGUAGUAUUAUUGCAGGCAUGCUGCUGCUCUUCAGCUUCUUCAUAUUUGGGUUUUAGAGCUUACUCAAUAUUUUAGGAGGAUUAAAUGAAAAGAAGAAAAUGCACCCGAGUCAGAUGUUACUUGGACUGUCUCGUCAAUGGAUCCUUGGAUAUUUGUUUCACUUAUCCGCUGUAUAGAUUAGUGCUUUUGGGUGAAAUUCAUGGUCAAAAUGAAUCUUUGCACUGCUAAACAAAGCUUUGUAGCUAGGCUUACAAUUUGGGUUUGGACACUGCAACUAAAAGGACCAGAGGUUCCAAUCACCAACCAUUGGCAUAAUACUGCUAUGUUGAAAGGUAGGGAAAAGAUGGCCAGGCAAGCAUUGGUUUCUGUAAUGAAUAUUCAGGAUUAUCCAUCCAGUUGAUAAAUAUUUAGAAAUAAAAAAGACGUUCAGUUUGUCUUUAAUCUGAAGAAAAACCCUUUAAGGUAAGGCUGCAAGUAUUUUUCUUUGCAAGAUUGUAAGGAGAGAAAGAGCUUAAUUUUCAGGCUACUCUAAUUUUUUUCCUUUUAACUUCAUGCCAGCUAUAAAUUGGACAACUAUGUUUGAUUAGAUGAUCAAUGCUUUUUUGUUAUUAAGCUCCCUUUCUAUUUGACAUUCUUUUUCUAUAAGUCAUUCUCAAUACUUGCUCCCUAUGUAUCAAGAUGAUCCGAUAAUAGAAUUUACUUACAAAAAAUGAAUGAAAAAAAUAAGCCUAGCAUAGAAUCUGCUUGAGUCAAAUACGAUCUCAUAAGACAAUUUCAGCGGGUAAAGUUCAUUUUUCUUGGGACAAGAUUGAUGUUAACUGGUUUCCUGAAGUUCCAGUAUGCAAAGCUACAGGCUUGGUCUGCCGGCAAGGCUGUUCUAUCAUGCA